UGCCCUGGAAGAUCAUCAUCUCCAUCUCCGUGGCGUGUUGUGCCUCUAUUCUGUUGGGUUACGAUGAAGGUAUCAUGAGUGGUGCUGUGCACUCGCUGCAGGCUACACUGCAGCUCAGUAACGUGCAAACAGAUAUCAUGAUGGGGUCACUCAACUUCUUCGCGGCCUUUGGCACGCUUGCGGCUUCUAAG
This is a messenger RNA of Sphaeroforma arctica JP610, 191 nucleotides long. RefSeq lists its product as hypothetical. The annotation marks the transcript as partial. NCBI's taxonomy places the organism in Eukaryota, Ichthyosporea, Ichthyophonida. The transcript has a single exon. The record is from RefSeq and is a predicted model, not a curated record.